CUGUCAUCUGAGUUUGACGGCCAUGGUUUCUACGACAAGCUACUUCUCAAAAUAUCAUAUCAUUGAUACAAUAUGUUAGGACUUUCUAGAUUAAUCUCAAAUUAAGCUCUCAUCAAUGGCUGAUCUCAAUGUCGAAGUUGAGGAAUCAAAACCCCAAGAUCAGGAACAGGAACAGGAACAAAGCCCUCUGCUUAUCGCAGAUCAAACCCACCAACACCAACAGCAAGAAAAUCAAGAACAUCGCGGUGAAGAUGAUCAUGACACCCAUUUGGAUAAAACCCUUCAACGCUUAGACUCAUUACUCACUCUGCUGGGCUUCAACCAAUCCUCUGUUUUCAGCUUUGGGCUUUCUUGUGUCGUGUUUCUGCUGAUUGGGGUGUCUCUUCCUGUCGUUGUACUUGUGUUAUCCGAUUGCUCGAAUUGUGAAGAGUAUCAAAUUAAAGCAUUUGAGAUAGAUGUUGUUGUUUCACAGGCUUUUUUGGCUGCUGCGUCUCUGCUUUGCCUUUCACACAAUCUGCGAAAGUAUGGUAUCAGGAAAUUUCUAUUUGUCGAUCGGUACAGUGGCCAUGUUGAGCGGUUUGCUAACGAAUACAAUCAGAAAAUUUGUGUGAGUUGUAUUGAAUACUCUUUAUUUUCCCCCUAUUGGAAAGAAACACAAUGUAUAAGACAUGAUGUUUUGGAGAUGGUGUCUGGGGAGUACUCACAGGUCUCCUCUGUUGUUCAGGUUGUGGGGAUACUUCUUUGCCUGAAUGCUGCUGCAAAAAUUUCCCAUAGAGCCCAAGGCAUUGCAUCACUAGCAAGCAGAUGGCAUGCAUUAGUAACAUGCAGCUCCAGUGAUACAUCUCAGUUGUUAGCUUCACAUAGUAUGGAAAACAUGGAGGCUUUGUUGCAUAUGAACAACUCUGAAAAUGAUUUGGAGUCUUUAAAUUUCGUAGCAGUGCCUACGAAUACACAAUUGGCUUCUUAUAUGUCGUCAUACCACAAGAGACAAGCCCUGGUGAUGUAUUUGCAGACCAAUCCUGGGGGAAUAACGAUAUUCGGAUGGACGGUCGAUCGAGUGAUGUAUUUGCAGACCAAUCCUGGGGGAAUAACGAUAUUCGGAUGGACGGUCGAUCGAGGUCUAAUAAAUACAAUCUUCUUCAUUGAACUCUCACUGGUUCUAUUUGUGUUCGGGAAAACUGUAGUUUUUGCUUCAGAAUGA
Molecule: messenger RNA, 1201 nt
Organism: Ilex paraguariensis (yerba mate)
Lineage: Eukaryota; Viridiplantae; Streptophyta; Magnoliopsida; Aquifoliales; Aquifoliaceae
Source: the annotation of a GenBank genome assembly